Molecule: messenger RNA, 276 nt
Organism: Plasmodium yoelii
Lineage: Eukaryota; Apicomplexa; Aconoidasida; Haemosporida; Plasmodiidae
Product: U6 snRNA-associated Sm-like protein LSm3, putative
Exons: 4
Coding region: 1-276 (91 amino acids)
Biological process (GO): P-body assembly; mRNA splicing, via spliceosome
Cellular component (GO): P-body; Lsm1-7-Pat1 complex; catalytic step 2 spliceosome
Molecular function (GO): RNA binding
Source: RefSeq, a predicted model, not a curated record
AUGGAGAAAAUAGCUUUAAUACAAAGCCCUCUAGAUUAUAUUCGACUAAAUAUGGAGGAAGAAAUAUUUCUUAAAUGUAAAGGAGAUAGAGAAUUAACUGGAACUUUAGAUGCUUAUGAUAACCACUUAAAUAUGAUCUUAUCAAAUGCUAAAGAAAAAUAUAAACAAGUUACUAUUGAAAAUAAUGAAGAAUGUGUAAAGCAAAUCGAAAGAAAUUUAGAUAUGGUUUUUGUUCGAGGAGAUUCAAUCAUUUUAGUAUCAUCCGCUGCAAAAUGA